AUGGACAAACUUGAAAGUGAACAACUGAAGACAGCUGGAAUCGUAACCAGACUAGCUAACAAUGCAUUCAGUUCUAAAAGAAACCCCAUUGGUGCCAUUGGAAUACAGGUCAGACAGAAUUGGAGCAAGAAAGUAAGUGAAUUGGUAGAUGUUAGAAAGGGAAAACCUCGGGAGAAAAAUGGCAGAGAAGGAUGUUCCAGUGAGAAUCAAAAAAAAAAUUGGCGAACAAGCUAUUUCGGACUAAUUCAACAGAAACUGCAGCCAUUUGAUGUCGCGGAUCUCUACUUACAAAAAGCAAGAGUCAAGACCAGUAAAGCCAUAAAGAACAAAAACAGCUCAAAGAAUAAGCUGCAUGUUGUCGCGAUGGAAACAAUCAACCAAGCAGAUGUUAACGAUUUAAAAAUCUACACUGAUGGCUCAGUGGGCGCAACAACAAAAAGAAGUAUUUCGGUGAUGGUUGUGUGUAACGAAGAUGGUCUAAUAAACAUAGAAAAAGCGGUUUAG
Molecule: messenger RNA, 504 nt
Organism: Helobdella robusta
Lineage: Eukaryota; Metazoa; Annelida; Clitellata; Rhynchobdellida; Glossiphoniidae
Exons: 1
Coding region: 1-504 (167 amino acids)
Source: RefSeq, a predicted model, not a curated record